Ruditapes philippinarum (Manila clam) is the source of this 2329-nucleotide messenger RNA. Its product is annotated as mitotic-spindle organizing protein 1-like. NCBI's taxonomy places the organism in Eukaryota, Metazoa, Mollusca, Bivalvia, Venerida, Veneridae. Gene Ontology annotation, cellular component: spindle; gamma-tubulin ring complex; interphase microtubule organizing center. The transcript has 4 exons. Gene Ontology annotation, biological process: mitotic spindle assembly; gamma-tubulin complex localization; microtubule nucleation by interphase microtubule organizing center. Bases 101 to 394 code for a protein of 97 amino acids. The record is from RefSeq and is a predicted model, not a curated record.
CUGCUGACACCGAUUCCACUGGUCCUAUUGUGAAGUGAUUGUGACUAAUCGUCCGGGGUCUACGGAGUACACCGACGUUUCAAUCGCACAACACCAAAAAAUGGCGUCCGAAUCGGGAAAACAACAACGGUCUUCAUCGGCUAAAGAAACAAUGGAUGUUUUGAUGGAGAUGUCUAAGAUACUGAAUACUGGUCUUGACAUGGAGACCCUAGCAACAGUAGUGAGAUUAUGUGAGAGUGGAGUAAAUCCAGAGGCUUUGGCACUAGUUUUCAAUGAACUCAGGAAAGAAUCAGCUUCAAUAAAGGAGGUUAAUGAGAAGGCCAGGAUAGAAAAAGAAAAGAGAAGCCUUACUGGAUUAAUGCAAGGGAAUGACAGUGAGGCUGGAGGAAGCUGACAACCUAUUUCUCGGUGAUGUCGCGGGUCCAAGUAGAAUAAGAGACAUAAUUUGAUUGUAUUGUGAUAUAUAUAAGAUUGUAUUGGAAAUGAAUGCUGUUAACUCUCUGAAUGCUUGCCACAACAAUGACUUUGCCAGUGCCACCAGAACACAGCUAAACAAUACUGUACAUCCAUGCAGCCUGACAAAGGCUGUACUUGUUUUACUAUUGUUUGCUAAAGUUUUUCCUCUCUGAUAUUUAGAGUGUAUAAAGCUAUAUAUCUGCUGCAAAAAUUAUUGUUUAAAUUUUACAAAAAGAAUUCUUCCAAAUUGCUUGUAUGAAAUAAAAAUGGUAGAUAGUUGCCUUAAAAAGCGAAUGAUGCAUGCACAAAAUCAUCCUAAACUGAUACAAUCCUACUUGAAAUAGCAAAUAAUAUUUUGUUCUGUAACAUUUUAUUCAGUUUAUGAACAAUAUUCAUGUGUGUUAGAUAACAGAGACAUUCUAUGUUACAACUUUUUCGGGAAUCAACCAUAUAAUAAUGGAACCAAUAUAUUUUUACUGUUGAUACAUUUUAUAAAAAUAUUUCAUAAGAUAUAGAUUUAUACCAUUUAAAACCUUUUAAAUUUCUUCAUAAACAUCAGUGUGAUUACCAUUCACAGACAUAUUUAAUGAUGAACACAGAUCUAAUGUGUUCAAUAAAUUUGUUACAAUAUAAAGCUUAUAUAUAAAAAUAAUUAUUCCUUCAUAAACACUUUAUUUGUAAUACAUAUGAGCUGCGUCAUGACAAAACCAACGUAAUGCAUUUGCGACCAGCAUGGAUCCAGACCAGCCUGCGCAUCCGUGCAGUCUGAUCAGGAUCCAUGCUGUUAGCUUACCAACUCUAUUACAAGUAGAGAAACUGAUAGCGAACAGCAUGGAUCCUGAUCAGACUGCGCGGAUGCUCAGGCUGGUCUGGAUCCAUGCUGGUCGCAAACCCACUAUGUUGGUUUUGUUAUAACACUGCUCAUAUUAAACAGGUUGAUUGACUAUUGGGUUAUAUUUUGGACAGAGUAAAUUCCAAUAUACAUGUAUUAUAUUAUGACUUGUAGUCCUUCUGUGACUGAAUCACCCACUGUGCAUGUACAAGUAAAAUGUGUGGGCAUUUUAAUUGGCAUAAUUAUACUGAAAUUAGGAAAAUUUUAGGACAGUUAAUUGGUGUCAUUGCCUUGAAAAGUGAAUAGCUUUGAAAAUUGACUUAGGCUAUUACCAUUAAACCAUUUUCAACUUGAAAAGGUUAUUUUAACCUCUGAAAUUCACUUGUUUCAUUGAAAAAAUCUUAAUAUUUGACAUAGAGUGUACUUUGUCCGUGUUUUAUGUCAAAGUAUUGUAACAUCAUCAAGUGCUAACUUUAUUGCAAAUAUUGAUGUAAAUUCACAAUUUUAUGGGUAUUAAAAUCAAUGAUUUGUUUCAAAUACCUGCAGAGUUCUUAGUUCUUUACCAACAUUCAAUAUGUAGUUAGAAUUUUUAGCUCUACUAUUCAAUAGUGAGUCUCUCUUACCUAAGCAUAUGCUUAAUUAACACUUCAAAUAGUUACUUAAAAUUUAGUGUGCAACUUCUAGUAUAACAUCAUGGAUAUCUCAUUAACCACUAAAGAUAACACACAGAAGGACAUCUGAGGUCAUCUUUCACCAGUAAAGCUUGCCAUAUGACCUUUACUGUGUUUGUUCUACCUACUCAGCACUACCCACGCCCCUUAAAAAAGUGAAGAAGAAAAAAAAGAUACUGAAAGCCCUCAUAUGUCUAUAUUAUUCUAUCAUAAUAGUCAUUUAGCAAAAUGAAGUGCUUCUCGAGCUGAACAGUGAAUUAUAAUACAAAAUGAUUUAUCUACAAAAUAAAUGUUAAUCAGUGUAUUAAUGUUGACUACAUAUUCCAAUAGCUUCAAACUAUUAUGAUGUCAAUAAACCAAAUGACUUUAA